Molecule: messenger RNA, 1615 nt
Organism: Sesamum indicum (sesame)
Lineage: Eukaryota; Viridiplantae; Streptophyta; Magnoliopsida; Lamiales; Pedaliaceae
Source: RefSeq, a predicted model, not a curated record
AGCUGUCGAAGCCAAGUCCUCCUCUUGAAGGUGUUGAUGCCCAAGGAGGUGAGAAAGGGUUUGUGGCGGAAGUUGUGCCAGAGAUAAGCAUGGUAUCCUAUUGUGAAGAAGAGGCUGAGAGGAACUAAUAUGCUGUCCAGACUAGACUUCCACUACAAAUUAUACAUAUAUAUAUGGGUGGUGGAGUUUUGAUGUCAUCAAACAUCACAGAAUUAAUUAAAGGUAAAGCAUAUUUAUAUGCGUUCAACGUGGACCAAAUACUUUCUCUUUAUCCUUCCUAUCCACAUUCCAUGCCAUUGCCGCCCGCCAUUAACUUGUAAUAAUUAAUAGAGAUAAUUAAACUCCCCUCCUCAAGAUCUUUCAUAAUUCCCAAUUGUGCUUUCAUGAGAGUUGGGACUGAGGUCAUGGUGCAACAGAAUUAUGUAGCCUUAGAAUUGAAAUUGAUACUUCUAGCAUCCUCUACUUGCAAGUCAAUUGAACUGGAACAGUGUGCUCACAAAAAAGUUUCAAUUUCUUCAAUGUAUCAUUUGAACCAAACAUCAAUUUGGGUUCUCUUUCUGGAUUACAACCCAUACUUAUCUUGUAUUUUCAUUGACCAGAAUGGCUAUUUCAGACUAGUUUUGGAUAGAAAAGGGGGUGCCUAUCCAUAGUGAAAAACGGGGAAUUUCAUCCCAUGUAUGGUACAGUGGACUUUAAUUGCUGAGGAAAGCAUAAUAAUUUUGGUGGAAGGAUUGUCGUUACGAUAUCUUUGUGCAAUUGCACUUAUGAUUUUGGCCUCUUCUAAUUGGGUUUCUCGGAAGCAAGUCUGCAUUUGACCAAAUUGCACUUGGGGCUUGGGAAUCCUUUGGUGUCUAAACAUUACAUAUCUCACUUGAAGUUUCACUGUCUGAAGGCUCCAUUUCCAUCGUGCUCUAGAUAUUUAAGAAUUGUUUGGAAAUGUUGCCUUCGUUAGAACAGAGAGUCAGCUAAUAUUCAUAGUGAAAUGCAAAGUCGGACUGGACUUGUUGAAGCUAUUAUUCUUGAGGUGAAAGACAGAGAAAGGAUUGGGGAUUCAUAUUCAAAAUCUGGUAUGAUGUGGAAGAACGUGGUGAAACUGGAGCUUUAUCGCAAGUUUACAAAUUCUCUUGCAGUUUUUGUUCUGGUCGCUAUUGCUUGGCUUUAUUUCAAUGCUAGUGACCCACUUAAUGAGCUGUGGAGAAUUGUGUGGAUAAUUCCAGCUUUCUGGAUUGUGCUUGCAUUCUUUCUGCUGGCUGUAGUAUGUGUACUUUGGGCUCCAUCACACCAUCGCACUAGAUAUGCUUAGACUGGGGAAACCGGCGAUAGCUUGGAUCAGGAUGCCCUUCCACAGACGAAUGACGAGUGGUGUGGACAUGGGUGCCAAGGUUGAAAGGAAGGAGUGCCCUGACAGAUGACGCGAGUGGAGUUUUAAGGGACAAGGAUGAGGAGUAAAAGCGAGAAUAAAUGAGUCGAUGGGGCUAGGUCCAGGUGAUGGGAAUUUGCAUAUAUGUACAUAAUGUAUAUGAUUGAGAAAUAGUUAGAUGAAGAGUGGAAGGAAAAGGUGUGAGGCGUAUGCGAAUUUCACUCCACUCAUUAUCCAAAGAUCCAUCAGAUUGUA